CUCCUGCCGCGUUCGACGUCAGGAGCGGAAUCUCUCUCAGCAAAUUUAUGCUCCUUUCUUAACCAAUCCGAGGCCAAAACCCGAAAAAAUUACAGAGUGAUACAUACAUCAAGAGAAUGGCAGAGUCAUCUGAGGGUGAGGAGGAAGGGAAGCUGACCGGAGGGAACCAACAGCUGGUAGUGGAUGAUGAUCUCCGUGAGAUGGCCAAGAAGGCCGCCUGGAGUGUCAGCUCGUGCAAGCCCGGCAAUGGCGUCCUCUCUCUCCGUGACGACAAUCUCGACACCUAUUGGCAAUCAGACGGUGCACAGCCUCAUUUAGUGAAUAUUCAAUUCCAAAAGAAAGUUAAACUGCAAUUGGUUGUUCUUUAUGUUGAUUUCAAGCUUGAUGAGAGCUACACACCUAGUAAGAUCUCAAUUCGUGCUGGCGAUGGUUUCCACAAUAUGAAGGAGAUAAAAGCAGCGGAGCUUGUGAAGCCAACUGGUUGGGUUUAUAUAUCUUUAUCGGGGAGCGACCCAAGGGAAACGUUUGUGAAUACUUUCAUGUUGCAAAUAGCAGUUUUGUCAAAUCAUCUUAAUGGAAGGGAUACUCAUGUGCGCCAAAUCAAAGUUUAUGGACCUCGGCCGAAUCCUUUUCCACGCCAACCAUUUCAGUUCACUUCUACAGAGUUCAUUACUUACUCUACUGUGAGAUGAAGAUUUUCAUAUCUGAAAUGAUGAAAUUCAAAACAAGUAGCCUCCCCAACUGCAAUUUUGGAAGUGUUUCCUUUUGGAUUCAACAUAUAGUGCUCGUUAUAUUAAACUUUUAUCACUUCUGAAAGGUAUUUGAGCCAGAAUACAUGUGACGAUGCAAUGUUGCAUUGAUUCCUUGCAGCAUAUUUGUCGUAGAUAUAACUAUGACACAACGUAAAAUGUAGAACUUGUCAUUUGUUUGUCUCGCUCGUUCACAAUAUUCUUCUCAUGCUGCAAAAUGUCAAUUUUAGCUGUUCAUGGCUUUUA
This is a messenger RNA of Olea europaea var. sylvestris, 995 nucleotides long. RefSeq names its product anaphase-promoting complex subunit 10. The coding region runs from base 117 to 692 and encodes 191 amino acids. The record is from RefSeq and is a predicted model, not a curated record. Gene Ontology annotation, biological process: protein K11-linked ubiquitination; anaphase-promoting complex-dependent catabolic process. Gene Ontology annotation, cellular component: anaphase-promoting complex. The transcript is spliced from 6 exons. NCBI's taxonomy places the organism in Eukaryota, Viridiplantae, Streptophyta, Magnoliopsida, Lamiales, Oleaceae.